AUGGGUAAACUCAUCAAGAACCAUUGGGCACGCCUCAUCGUCCUCACUGCCGCUGCAUAUCAAGUCAUGGCAGGUGUUGAAGGCUUUUUCUGGCCCAAGAUCCUAUGGGACUUCCUCACCAAGAACCUCGACAAGGCCGUCAAACCAUUCCCGGCAUUACAAAUCCUCAACGUCAUCUUUGGCAUAUUGAUAUUCGCUUGGGAGUGGCCUGUGAAGCCAGUCGUCUCGAUGCUUCCUGGCCUCCACCGAAGUAUGGAAGCAAGAUUAGUGUUGUUCCCGGUGGCAGCCUUGGCCGCAGCUUUGCUAUACCAAGCGACGAACGCUGCUUUGUAUUAUGUUAUUGGAGUUAUCGUUUAUUUUUGGGCAUACUCGGAGGGCGAGACCGUCUGUGCAGAACCUUGGACUGUUCCCAAGAGAGGUGGUGCCAGACCCGGCAAAGUAUAG
Molecule: messenger RNA, 444 nt
Organism: Exophiala aquamarina CBS 119918
Lineage: Eukaryota; Fungi; Ascomycota; Eurotiomycetes; Chaetothyriales; Herpotrichiellaceae
Exons: 2
Coding region: 1-444 (147 amino acids)
Source: RefSeq, a predicted model, not a curated record